AUCAUAACACAGGUGUCUGGCCAGGUGGGUAGUGCUCACCACUCAACUCCACUGCCCCAAAAAGAACAGAAUGGACCACCAACAGCUUCUCCCCAAUCUCCAUGGAAACAUCUCCUCCUCCCCGGGCUCGGUCAGUGAAGCGCUGCUCUCCAGGACGGGCUUCACCAUCCUGGCGGUGAUCAUUGGUGUGUUCUCGGUGUCCGGAGUCUGUAUGAACGUCCUGGUCAUCAUGGUGACGAUGAGACACCGAAAGCUGCGCCAGCCUUUGAACUACGCCCUAGUCAACCUGGCAGUGGCUGACCUGGGCUGUGCUCUGUUCGGGGGACUGCCCACGAUGGUCACCAACGCUAUGGGCUACUUCAGCAUGGGGCGGCUAGGCUGCGUGCUGGAGGGUUUCGCUGUGGCUUUCUUUGGUAUUGCAGGUCUGUGUUCAGUGGCCGUGAUAGCUGUGGACCGUUAUGUGGUGGUGUGUCGACCAAUGGGGGCGGUCAUGUUCCAGACCAGGCACGCAGUCGGAGGGGUGGUCCUGUCCUGGGUGUGGUCGUUUUUAUGGAACACCCCACCUCUGUUUGGCUGGGGCAGCUUUGAACUGGAGGGGGUUAGGACCUCCUGCUCCCCAAACUGGUACAGCAGGGAACCAGGAAACAUGUCUUACAUCAUCCUUUACUUCCUGCUCUGCUUUGCCAUUCCUUUCUCCAUCAUCAUGGUCUCCUACGCUCGCAUCCUCUUCACACUGCACCAGGUGUCCAAGCUGAAGGUGUUGGAGGGCAACAGCACCACCCGCGUGGAGAUACAGGUUGUGCGUAUGGUGGUAGUCAUGGUGAUGGCCUUCCUGCUCAGCUGGUUGCCCUACGCGGCCUUCGCCCUCUCUGUGAUCCUUGACCCCAGCCUCCACAUCAACCCUCUCAUUGCCACGGUUCCCAUGUACCUGGCCAAGAGUAGCACUGUCUACAACCCCAUCAUAUACGUGUUCAUGAACAGACAGUUCCGGGACUGUGCUGUUCCUUUCUUGCUGUGUGGUCUGAACCCUUGGGCCUCAGAACCAGUGGGCUCUGAAGCUGAUACCGCCCUGUCCUCCGUCAGCAAGAACCCACGAGUCUCACCCCAAUGACAGCAACUUUCUAUUUUCUUUGUACAAUGUAAAGUUGCUGUUAUAAAAUAUAGUUUGAUGUGCAAUAUUUGGUUGUAACUGUUUCAAGAAUACUAAUAAAAGUAUAGUCCAUGAUAUAUGGACAGAGAC
This is a messenger RNA of Oncorhynchus mykiss (rainbow trout), 1240 nucleotides long. It is a transcript of the gene parapinopsina, whose product is annotated as parapinopsin a. Gene Ontology annotation, molecular function: G protein-coupled receptor activity. Gene Ontology annotation, cellular component: membrane. Gene Ontology annotation, biological process: G protein-coupled receptor signaling pathway; visual perception. NCBI's taxonomy places the organism in Eukaryota, Metazoa, Chordata, Actinopteri, Salmoniformes, Salmonidae. The record is from RefSeq and is marked provisional.